GGCCGGCCGGGGGACCCGGCGGGACGCACGGAAGGAGGGAGGGGGCCGUGCUCAGCGCCCCGGCCGGGCCACGGGGCCACAGGGCAACACGGCCACGCCGCAUGCCACAAGCCUGAGUGGGAGCGGAGCCGGCCGGCAGGCAGGGCAGCUCGGUCCCAGGAGCCCUCUGGGAUGCCUGAGAGUAUCUGCCCCCUGCCCCCAGCCUGGCUUCCACCAUGAGCGCUGAGCUCAACGUGCCUGUGGACCCAUCCACUCCCGCCUGCUCUGAACCCGGGCACAAGGGCAUGGAUUACCGGGACUGGGUCCGCCGCAGCUACCUGGAACUGGUCACGUCCAACCACCACUCUGUGCAGGCGCUGUCCUGGAGGAAGCUCUACCUGAGCAGAGCCAAGCUGAAGGCCUCCAGCCGGACCUCGGCCCUGCUGUCAGGCUUCGCCAUGGUGGCCAUGGUGGAGGUGCAGCUGGAGACGCAGUACCAGUACCCGCGGCCGCUGCUCAUCGCCUUCAGCGCCUGCACCACGGUUCUGGUGGCCGUGCACCUCUUCGCCCUGCUCAUCAGCACGUGCAUCCUGCCCAACGUGGAGGCCGUGAGCAAUAUCCACAACCUCAACUCCAUCAGCGAGUCGCCACACGAGCGCAUGCACCCCUACAUCGAGCUGGCCUGGGGCUUCUCGACUGUGCUGGGGAUCCUGCUCUUCCUGGCCGAGGUGGUGCUGCUCUGCUGGAUCAAGUUCCUGCCUGUGGACGCGCGCCGCCAGCCUGGCCCCCCGCCCGGCCCCGGGGGCCACACGGGCUGGCAGGCCGCGCUCGUGUCCACCAUCAUCAUGGUGCCCGUGGGCCUCAUCUUUGUGGUCUUCACCAUCCACUUCUACCGAUCGCUGGUGCGUCACAAAACCGAGCGGCAUAACCGCGAGAUCGAGGAGCUGCACAAGCUCAAGGUGCAGCUGGACGGCCACGAACGCAGCCUGCAGGUUGUGUGAGGGUGUGGCACCCCCCCCCCCCAACCUGGAAGCCAGCAAUGAGUGCCCUGCCUUCCGGGGAACAUCACACAUGGGGACGUGGGGAUUCCCGGCAAGGCUGCCUGGACGCUGCCCGAGAGUUCCAGACCCAAGUCUUGUCCCCCUUCCAUGCUGGAACACAUGACUGCAGGAUGCUCCCGCAGAAAGUGGAAAUCUGUCGUUAAAAGAGAGACUCUGUUGCCAAGAGCUGAGAGAGAGAAAAAAAAAAACAAAAACAAAAACAAAGCCUGAGUCCUUGGGCCUGGGGAUUCUCUGCAGCAGGGGACAGGGCUCCAGGCAGCACCCAGGGUCACGGGCAAGGGCAAUCUCAGACAUGUGGAGCUGGUGGCCAGCAGAGGCAGAGAGAGGCAGGGGAGGGGUGGAGGGUUUCAGAGAAGGAAGGGAUUGCCCCGUGACACACGACUUGUGAGGUGGGUCUCCUGGCAGCCGGGAGCUGUGUCUGAUGAGAUGGGGUGCAGGCCCACAGCUUGGCCUGGUGCUUCCCUCCGCUGCCCUGGGGGGAAUGGGUGGCCUGGCCCACAGGGGUAGGGCAGGAGCCUGGGGCCCGGGUCCACUCAGCAGGUGCUCAGCCGGCCAUGAGGAAGGCGUCCCCGGGGGAGGCAUGUCUGGGCAUCCCACAUGAGAGGCCUCUCGAGGAGACUUUUAGCUGGGGGGUGCCCUGAGGCACAACUGGCCCAGAUUCUCUCCUCCUAGCCCGCCUGGAGCCCAGUCACAAUGACCCAGCAAAGCCACCAGCUUGGGGAAAGGGCCCAGAGUCCUCCGUGUUUGGGCUAUAAAAUGGCCUUGGAGCCCAAGUCAGCUGCCCCUCCAGGCCAUGGUUGCCAAAGUCACUUGCUCAGGAAGCAGAGCCUGCUUCCUGUUUCCCUGUGACCCCAGCAGGCAGGAGGGGGCAGCCCGGGGGACUUUUGUCCAGACAAGGCCUUUGGCUGGACCUGGCCAAAUGCGGGUCCCAGUUGUAACGGAAGGUGAGUCCCCACAUUGUGCUCCCCUGCAGGGACCCCCAGUCCUCCCAGCCACAGGCAGGGGCCCAGCUCCCACAUGUCCAUGGCCGUGUGCAGGAUGCGUUCUGCUGUUUCCGCUAGACCAGAGCACGGGUUCUUGGGUGGUGCACGUACAUACUACAGCUCAGCUCAGGGGUGAGCAUGCCACGUCCUGAGCUGCUUUUGAAGACAAGGCUUACCUCACGGGCCAGCAGCCACUAGAGAGGGAGCCUUUUUUUUUAUUUCAUAGUCCUCGGACAUCAUGCUCCAGUGGCAUUUCUGUGGACAGCUUACUCUCUGUGUGCCGAGAAACCCUGGCUGGCGUGGCGGAGGUUGCUGGGAAUGUGACAUACUGUUGAGGACACAAACCUCAACACACAACCAGAAUGCCAAGGGGCAGCCUGGGAGCUCUGCCGAGAAGCACCGCUGUAAGUCAGGACAUUGUGGGAGCCUGGGCAGGAGCCUGGAGUCUUCCAGAGGGCGUGUUCCUCGUGUCCUGCAGAUGUCUGUCGGUACUUGCCUGCUCUCUGGUGCAUGUCUGUUCUUUCUCGGAGCCUUGUGGAAAAGGCUUGUCUGGCUUACUCUGUAUUUUCUUUGUGUCCGUGUCUGUAAGCCCGCCACUCUGUGUCCUGGAUGAGACAGGCUGGCUUCUCCCCACAGCUGGGGGUGGGCAGUAGGCCCUUCCUCUAGCCCGGGCCUUUCAAGAGGGGCCAUGCAGGCCUCACUGUCCUGGGCCAUCUGGUGCCUCUGCCCCAAGUGUGCCAGAUGUGCCAAGCUCCCUAGACUGGAAGACACCCCCUGGUGCCACAUGGGCACGACAGGUGCCACAUCACGUGUUUUUAACAAUGAUUGGAAGAAUGUAAUUCUUGUUCUCAUUCAUCCAGAGUGUUCUCCCAGCUCCCGGGGGCAGGGGGCCAAGCAGAGAAGUUUCCGUGGGGACAGAGAGGACCAUGGGUCUGGGGACUGGUGGUCAGAGGGGAACCUUCAGGGUGGCCCCAGAGCUUCUGGGAGAUGGAUGAUCAGCUGCUAUUUGGAGCUGCAGGCAGGACUCAGCAGGCUGGGCUGGGGGGAGGGGAAGGCACGUUACAAGCUAGAAAGUCAAUUUCUGGAGGUUUAACCUGAUUGUGAAGCGUUCCAAGUGCAGCGGCCACUCGGUGGUGAGGCCACGCGGGCCGCCCCAGAGGCAGUGUGGGCUUGCCCUAUUUUCCUCUGAGCAGAAACCCCCCACCCCCCGCAGAUAUGCCGGGGCCCUUUCCAGAGCGGAACACGGUCUCCACUUGGUACCUGACCAGAAGUUUCAAAACUCCAAGUGUUUCUAUUCUAGAAACUGCGAGGGCAGGACGUAUUCUAGUGUCUUCUAGGAAAGUCUGCCGAGGCUAAAACCCUGUGAGCCCGGAUAUCGGCAGCUGCUCCCUGUCUUGCGCUGAUUAACUCAUUAUGCAUGAUGCCGCGGAGAUCAUGUGCGGUGUGUAACCCCCGUCCCGUGUGUGGGUUUUUAAAACAGUUGCCCUGGAGUGAGCUGAAUAAACAGGUAAAGCUACGAA
This is a messenger RNA of Hyaena hyaena (striped hyena), 3543 nucleotides long. It is a transcript of the gene ORAI2, whose product is annotated as ORAI calcium release-activated calcium modulator 2. The record is from RefSeq and is a predicted model, not a curated record. Lineage: Eukaryota; Metazoa; Chordata; Mammalia; Carnivora; Hyaenidae. The transcript is spliced from 3 exons. Gene Ontology annotation, biological process: store-operated calcium entry. Gene Ontology annotation, molecular function: store-operated calcium channel activity. Gene Ontology annotation, cellular component: membrane. Bases 216 to 980 code for a protein of 254 amino acids.